AUGGAUAAGCGAUUCGAGAAGUGUAAAGCCUGGGUUGAGGAUGUUAUUUUGCAAACGAAAUCAUACGAGUCGGUUCAGCGAGCAAGUGGGAACACGAAGGUGCUGCUGUACGGAGCCUUUCUGCUGGCUUUCACCUCAUGGCUUCUUAUUCGGGCAGUCCAUUACCUUAUAAAACCAGGCUGCAGCAGCCGUCCAUCAACACCAGAUCUCGAGAAGCCAUCCCCGGCCAGGAAAUUCAAGGCGCCCGACCGUAAAUUAGGAGAAUGGCCGCCGCAAGCAUUCAAACGGCCAACUGCAGCGCCGUACCCAGGCUGGAAUACUGACGUGAAGCCAGAACUCGACAACCAUUACCUGAAAUACCACGCCGACAAGGCGCGCCGCAUCCUGGAGCGCGGUCCGAAAGCAAGCCACACCGAUCCUUCUGCUUUUGACGGCGCGUGCGAGCUCCUCGAGGAGCUGACUGCCUACCUGCCCGAACGCUACCCGACCCUCUACCGCGCCACGCCCGUGGGCAUGGACAAUCUCGUCACGGGCGAGUCGUUCAACGUCGUUGAGCGGCCCUUGAUCGAGGACCCGAUGCAGAUGGCGGCGCGCAUGACGCAGGACGACCUCGCCAUCAUGUUUGAGAGGGCGGAUGGCCAGUACUACCUCUUGGCGGGGAGUAUUCUGCUCGCUGGCUUCUGGAAGCUGGAGGAUAAGCUCGGCAUGCCGCUGAGUGAGAUCCACUAUCAUGGCGAUGUCCCCGGGUACAGGGAGAAGCUAGAGAAGGGAAUGAUGAAUUUCUUUCGAAGGGUGCAGCCCGAUGGGCCGGUGCAGCGGGUAACGUCUCCUUUUCCCCUCCUUUCUCUCCCUCCGUCUCUCUCUCUCUCUCUCUCCUCGCUUAGCGAUCUGGGAAUCUCCCAACCGAGUGUAUCUCUCCCUCUUUCCAAUCCGAAACAACUACUUCAUCCAAGUCGACUCCUCCCUUCCCUGGUCGACGUCCAUCGGGCCGGAGGACGGGCCCGCGGGCACCGUCGGCUGGUUCUCGGCCGAGAAGAACCGGGCGAUCGGGCACCACUACUUCCGCUCGGAGCGGCAGACGCUGCGGCGGCUCCCGCGCAGCGGCGGCGUCGUCUUCACCAUCCGCACCUACUUCCACCCCGUCACGGAGAUCUGCGACGAGCCGUACGUGCCCGGCCGCCUGGCGAGCGCCGUGCGGAGCUGGGGCGACGACGUCGCGCGCUACAAGGGGAGAGAGACAUAUGGGGAUGUGCUGCUGGAGUAUCUGGAUCGCAGGCAUGCGGAGCAGGUGGCGGGGGGCCUGGAGGUCGAGAAGGAGGAGGAGGUGGUGAGGUUUCCGUUCUAGGGCUCUACGGAGAAGGGGGGUUAAGCGAGGUCGAGAUGGGAUGA
Drepanopeziza brunnea f. sp. 'multigermtubi' MB_m1 is the source of this 1389-nucleotide messenger RNA. Lineage: Eukaryota; Fungi; Ascomycota; Leotiomycetes; Helotiales; Drepanopezizaceae. The record is from RefSeq and is a predicted model, not a curated record.